AACAAGUCUCCUAACCACAUUCCCCGACCGCGUAACGCCUUCAUGCUCUUCCGCUCUGCCUUCGCAGCAGCUCAGAAGAUUAGAACCACCGUCGAGCACGACAACCGCCACAUCACGCGCAUCAUAGCUCAUUGCUGGAACCGCCUCUCCGAUGCCGACAAGCAGGUGUGGCGUGAAAAGGCUGCUGCAGAAAAGGCCUUGCAUGCUGAGAAGUACCCAAACUACCGCUUCUCACCUAUCGGGCGAACCACGAAGCCAAUCAAACGGAACGUUCGCCGCAACGGAAUCGAAGACAAGAAACGCUGCGAGAAAGUGGCAGAGCUGCUACUCGCUGGAAAGUCGGGCGAAGAGUUGGAGGACGCUGUAAAGCAGGUCGACAUCUCCCUCAAGACAGAAGCCUUGGAUCACGCCGCCUCUCGAGAUGCCGAAGAGUCACCAGUGAACGACCAUGACUGGCAGUCACAACUUAGUGACUCGGAGGAUUCCAACAUUCCUCCCUUCCGCAGCCCUCUACUACCUCCU
This is a messenger RNA of Pisolithus orientalis, 522 nucleotides long. Its product is annotated as high mobility group box domain-containing protein. The record is from RefSeq and is a predicted model, not a curated record. The transcript has a single exon. Gene Ontology annotation, molecular function: RNA polymerase II cis-regulatory region sequence-specific DNA binding; DNA-binding transcription factor activity, RNA polymerase II-specific. Lineage: Eukaryota; Fungi; Basidiomycota; Agaricomycetes; Boletales; Pisolithaceae. Gene Ontology annotation, biological process: regulation of transcription by RNA polymerase II. Gene Ontology annotation, cellular component: nucleus. The annotation marks the transcript as partial.